Messenger RNA from Hydractinia symbiolongicarpus, 4112 nucleotides. Its product is annotated as phosphorylase b kinase regulatory subunit beta-like. Gene Ontology annotation, cellular component: phosphorylase kinase complex. The coding region runs from base 328 to 3510 and encodes 1060 amino acids. The record is from RefSeq and is a predicted model, not a curated record. Gene Ontology annotation, biological process: glycogen metabolic process. Gene Ontology annotation, molecular function: calmodulin binding. NCBI's taxonomy places the organism in Eukaryota, Metazoa, Cnidaria, Hydrozoa, Anthoathecata, Hydractiniidae. The transcript is spliced from 32 exons.
ACGUUGCACAAAAUAGAAAUAAAAUAAAUGGUUUUAGUAUAGUCUGCGAAAAUUUUAUCAUGCCUUGAAUUUUUGGUAAGUAAUAGUUUUUCUAUGUGUAUACUAAAAAUUGUAGUUUGUUUACAAGAAAGUAAACAAAUUGCAAGGUAGAAAUGAUAAUUGUUAUGUUCUCUUUUUGAAAUAAUAUAAUACUUGGUCAUCAAUUCUGCUUUCUCAUAGAUUUAAAAAUCAAAAACAUAAUGCUUUAUAAACGCUUUCAUUAUUUUAAACUGUGGGUAACUGUGGUAUCGUAAAUUGAAAACAGAAUGACUUGAAACCAUAGCUGACAUGGCUGAGAAAGAAGCAUUGGUCCAUAGGUUGGAUUAUUAUUAUGAUCUUGUUUCUGCACAAAUACUUCAACACCAAAGUUUAGCGCAUGGUCUGUUCCCAUUAAAUGUCAAUGAUAAAACACAUACCGAAGGACAUGUGCGGGACAAUGUGUAUUGUGCGAUGUGUGUAUGGGCAGUUGGCUUAGCCUACAGGCAUAUUGAUGAUGAUGAUGGACGAAUACAUGAAUUAGAACAAAGUGCUGUCAAGUGCAUGCGUGGUAUUCUGUUUUUCUACAUGCGUCAAGCCCACAAGGUUGAAAAAUUUAAAACAGAUCAACAACCUGCUCAUGCACUUCAUUGUAAAUUCGAUGUCAACACCGCUGAUGUGUUUUAUGAGAAUGAGAAACAUAAUUUGCAGAUUGAUGUGGUUGCGUUAUAUUUACUUGCAUUGGUUCAAAUGAUCACAUCAGGUUUAAGUAUUAUUUUCACAACUGACGAAGUUAACUUCAUACAAAACUUAGUUUACUAUAUUGAGCGUACAUAUCGAAUAGCUGAUUAUGGCAUGUGGGGAAGAGGAACUCGAUAUAAUAAUGGAAAUAGAGAAUUGCAAGCCAGUUCUAUAGGUAUGGUAAAAGCUGCGUUAGAGGCAAUUAAUGGGUUUAAUAUGUUUGGCAAUAAGGGCACAAUAUCAUCUGUAAUUUAUGUUGACCCAGAUGCCCACUUCAGAAACAGUUCUACCCUCCAUGCAUUGCUACCACGUGAAUCUAACUCGAAGACCACUGAUGCUGCUUUACUGACAAUCAUUGGCUUCCCUGGAUUCUCAAUAAAUGACCGGGCUUUACGUAAUGAAACAAAGUUACGAGUUGUCAAAGAAUUGUCUGGUAGGUUUGGUAUGAAAAGGUUUAUACGUGAUGGUUAUGGUACUGUGUUGGAAGACAAAAAAAAAGAAUAUUAUCAAAAAGCAGAUCUAAAGCAAUUCGAGAAACUAGAAAGUGAAUGGCCGAUGUUUUUCGUAUAUUUAGCAUUGGAAGCAAUCUUCAGCGGUGAUGAUUCAGGAGGUGGCUACUUGAACCAACUUGAAUCGCUUCUUACAUACACAAAACAUGGUAAAACAAUACCGAAGUAUUAUUAUGUCGCAUCUGCUGACAUUGCAUUGGAGCGUAAAACACCUGGUGAAGCGGUACGCUGGCCCAACGACGAUUUAGAUGAUACCUUCUUAUGGGGACAAUCUUUGUUAAUAAUAGCUUCUAUGUUAUCGGAAAAAUUAAUUUCUGUCAGUGAAUUAGAUCCUCUUGGGCGCUCCUCGUAUGCUAAAGCCAAAUACAAGUUCUCCAGAAUGGCAAGCCAUAGAUAUUCGUCAUUUCAGGUUGGUGGUUCUGAUUUGGUUGUACAAGUAUGUUUAAUAUCCGAAGAUAGAACUUUGCAAGCCAACUUGGCUACGUAUGGUAUAGAGACACAGACACCAAAGGAGAUUGAACCUAUUGUUAUUUGUCCACCACGUGAUUUGGUUCGGGUGUACGAAGAACUUGGUAAAAACAACAAAUUAAAACUAUCUGGUCGACCAAAACGUCCUCUUGGAUCACUUGGUACCAGUAAAAUGUACCGGAUUCUUGGAAAAACAGUAGUAACUUAUCCGAUUAUUAUCGAGGAGAAGGAUUUUUAUAUGUCGCUUGACAUGUCAUUGAUGAUCAGUGAUCUCAAGAAUUCACUCGCAUAUAUCAGCAAAAGUUGGAACAUGCUAGGACGCCCUACUCUGUGCCUUUUUCUUCGUGACCACAACUUCAGGGGCCUUCAUUCGUCUGAAAUGGUCGAUUUUAUGGCGCAAUUUAAAAAUGGGGAAGUGAACGGUGUGAAAGUGAAACUGGGUAAAAUGCAGACUUUGAUGUCAACAGGCUGUGUGGAACAUUUAGAUUAUCUAAAAAGACAACAUUGCGCUUACAUUUCCGUAAUCACAAACAAAGACGAAAGCCAAUUCUUAACUCCAUCAGGAUUCGAAUCUGUAUACCAUCCAAUCAGCUCGCCACCGUACGAAUGCGAAGAGGAGAAAGAACACGCGAUACACACGUUAAACACGUUCGAAAUCGUGCAAAUUUACGGCCGCGUGCAAAACUUAAAGACACGUAUGAUGUUACUGCAAGAAGUGAAGCAAAGAGAGGGGGCUGCUUACUCGAUAAAUGAUACAUCAGUUGAAGACUGCAUCAACGAGGUGUACUUGCAGGCUUGCUACGUUCAUAACUGGUCGGUGGUGAGAAGAGGCGCUAGUUUACUUGGAAAGACGGUGGCUAGUCUUGCUCCUUCAAUCACCAGUAUGCUUGUCAGUGGCAAACAGGUCAGCUUUGGUGUAUUUGGUCAACAAGAGCAUGUUAUUAAUGAACCAUUGACACCAGCUGCGAUCGUGCAAAUUAUUUACCAAGUAUGCAUGCCGCACGAUCCACGUGAAGUAUCACUUCAACAAGAGAUGGUUAUCUAUCUAGCAAGUGUUGUUGCAACAAAGCCACACCUUUUCACUGGAAUGUUAAAAAUCAGAGUGGGCUGGAUCAUCGAGGCAAUGAAAAAUCGUCUCUUGUCGUGUGAUUUCAAAGAAGAUGGUGCUACACCAACGAAAACUGCGAUUUACAAUUUGUAUCCUGAACAAGUACGACAGCUUGCAUCUGCAACUCUUGCAGGCCGUGGCUCUUUUGGAAACUGUGACAUCACGCCAAAAAAUAUGUUUGAAAAAAGAAGUUUGGAAGGAGCGCUAAACAAAGUUCCAAAUGGUUUUUAUGAAAGAGUUUGGGAUAUUUUGCAACGUGUUCCUGGAUUGAUAUACAAAAAGCACACACUCCCACAAGAGCCAGUCUUGACAGAAAUGACGGUCGACGAAACUGCGUUUAAAUUGCGUGUGGAAGAUAUGUUACUGGAAGCCAUACAACCUGAAGAUAGACAAAUUCUCGUUGAGUUAAUAAUGGUAAUAUCAACGAUAUUAAAUCGAAAUCCAGAACUCCAGUUGCAAUCACACAUAAACUUAGGAUAUCUGAUAGAAGACGCGAUCAAGAUGUUCAUGACUGAUAAACCUGAUCAAGCGAGAGAAGAUUUCUUUAUGCUUGAGCAAACAAUAAAAGGUGGAACAAUGACCUAUCUAGCGCGUUCUGUUGUCAACAGCGUUUUAAACGACUCGUUAGUGUUACAUGGAGAAGCUGAGAAGCAGUGUCUUAUUUCGUGAAGGUUAGCAUGGGUCGUACUGGUUCGUGUUGUGUUAGCACACAUCGCGAAAUAUCGGCUCGAGUAGUCUGUAGGCUUGAGUAGUUGAAGAAAACAAAGUCUGUUUGUAUUCCAGUUUAAUAUGAAAGCCUUACAAAUUUCUUGGGUUCCGUCGAUCGUGAACGAGUCAGAAAAUAAAUGAAUAUAUUUUUUGAAAAAACACAAGACAUAAAUUUCACGAGAUAUAACUUUAUUAUUUAGUUUAUGCAAUUUUUAUUCAUACAUUCUUAAAUUUUUUAUAAAAAAAAUUGUCAGUAUUUGAAAAAACGGCUUUUUAUACUAUCUACAGUAGAUGCAAUAUCAAUAACAUCGCAAUCUGUUCGCGAUCCAAAAACGAAUAACUAGGGAUUGUGGGCAAAAUGGGAAAAAAUAAUGCUGGAGACAAAAAAUUGGUGAGGUAAUUUAACUUGGCGGGUAGCUAAAAUAAUUAAUUUUUGCACUAAUGUUUUAUUUGAUGGACAGCGAAUAAAAUUGAUUUUGGUGUAAAAAAUAAGAUUUUUCUUUAAAGAGGCAUUUUAUUGUUUUUUAUGAUGAUUUGAUAAAAAGAAAUUCGAUGAAAAGAAA